GGGGGGGGGGGGUGGCGGGGGUGUCCCGGCGGCCGGGCCCGGGAGCAUGAAGGUGAAGGUGAUCUCGGUGCUGGAGGACAACUACAUGUACCUGGUCAUCGAGGAGCGCACCCGCGACGCCGUGGCCGUGGACGCCGCCGUGCCCAAAAGGCUGCUGGAGAUCGUCAGGAGGGAGGACGUGGUGCUGCGAGCCGUCCUCACCACCCACCACCACUGGGACCAUGCGCGGGGCAAUGAGGAGCUGGCGAGGCUCUGCCCCGGCUUGCGGGUGUACGGCGCCGAUGAGCGGAUCGGGGCCCUGACGCACAAGGUGGCCCCCGACGAGGAGCUGACGUUCGGGGCCAUCCGCGUGAGGUGCCUCUUCACCCCCUGCCACACCUCGGGCCACAUGUGCUACUUCAUGUGGGAGGACGGCUCCCCGGAUGCGCCGGCUCUCUUCUCAGGUGACACCCUGUUUGUGGGAGGCUGCGGGAAGUUCUUCGAGGGGACGGCGGAGCAGAUGUACACCAACCUCACCCAAGUGCUGGGGGCGCUGCCGAAGGAGACGAAGGUGUUCUGCGGCCACGAGUGCACUGUCCGAAACCUCAAGUUUGCCUUAAAAGUGGAACCGGAGAACGAAGUAGUGAAGAAGAAACUUGCGUGGGCCAAACAGCGGGAUGACGAGGACUUGCCCACGGUGCCCUCCACGCUGCAGGAGGAGUUCCUCUACAACCCCUUCCUGCGGGUCACGGAGGAGGCCGUGCAGAAGUUCACGGGCAAGACGGAGCCGGUGGAGGUGCUGAGGGCUCUCCGCACCGAGAAGGAUAACUUCAAGAAGCCCAAGGAGCGGCCCCAUCCCCAGGCCGUGCUGGCCUUCGACUGGGGACUUUUCGGCCCCUUUCUGGAGAAGAAGUGAGCCGCGGCUGCAGCAGGCGGCUCCCUGGUGUGGCCACGGGCACGGCCACCAAAAUGCAGCGUCCUGGUGGUGGCAGGGGCCUCGCCAGGGCAUCCCCGUGCCCUGGUCAGGCCCCGGGCAGGGAUGGGUGCGAGGCCCUGGGGACACGCAGGAGGAGCUGCCCCAGGCUCCCAGCGGCCAGGGGACGGGCGUCGAGCUGGAGGUCAGCAGCAGCCGCUGGACUUCAGAGCUGGGCUGACAGAAACCCUGCCUGCCUUGUGCUUUGUGUAUUUUUUUCCCUUUUUUACUUUCUGGUUUUUAGUAGGCAAUGUAGGAGAUCGGGUAGGGGUUUCUAAGGCAAUUGCUGACUUAUCGGAGCCAUCCAAAUUGCUUAAACCUUGCAGGAUACAUCCAGGUGGAGCUCAGGUGCGGAGGAGAGCAUGCUCUCAUCCACUCUGUACAGUGCUUUUCAGGGUGGGAGAGCUUUUAGGCAGCAAGCAACAACAUGCUGCUAUGGAUCCGUUACAUUUUUUUCCCCAAGAUAGAAUACUGGAAAAAUACUGGAUGAACUUCACACAUACCUCGCCUUUCCUCUGGAAUAAGAGUGAGGGAGCAGCUGGGUCUUGUAUGCCUCUUGAGCUUGCGGCCCUCAUUGUUCAGUUUGUGCGGAAUCAGUUUGUGCA
Molecule: messenger RNA, 1557 nt
Organism: Oxyura jamaicensis (ruddy duck)
Lineage: Eukaryota; Metazoa; Chordata; Aves; Anseriformes; Anatidae
Gene: HAGHL
Product: hydroxyacylglutathione hydrolase like
Exons: 9
Coding region: 47-895 (282 amino acids)
Molecular function (GO): hydroxyacylglutathione hydrolase activity
Source: RefSeq, a predicted model, not a curated record